UGAGCAAGUGAGUGACAAGGCCAAUUCUGUUACUAACCAUUGCUGCGACAAACUGUCUGCUACCACUCCUGCAUUACAAGAUAUGCAUGUGUUUUGGGGUGUUCAUGGCUACUGUUAUAGCUACCUUCACCUAGUCAAGAAAACCACUUUGAAUAGGUUUAAAAUGGCAUGUUGAAUACUGCCAGACCACUCGAGGUUCAACAUCCACCUCCAUCAGCAAGGGUCAUACUAUUGGGUUAUCAUUAUAUUUUACUCUAGUUUAAAUAUUGACUGGUUAAGCGAGAAGGCGCAGCUGUCAUCUAUCCUGUCAAUUAAGACUGAACAUCAUGGCUGUUAUCGCAUGGUGGUUGAUGGUCGAUAUUUUCCCAUCUGUCUGCUGCCAUCAUGCACACAUCUGUAUACUGUGUAUGAGUAUUUCAGAAUUAAAGCAGGAAUAAGAAGCGUAUGAGGAUUCACUAUUAUCAUUUGUGAUCCUUGUUCAAGUACUGCAUGCUCGACUAUUUUGGCUCAUAAACUCGUUAAAUAAUUCGUUUUGUUACAACUGCAAUUUAUACUUGGUCAUUCUAUUAUCAAACUGUAACUAAUGGGUCAGGCACUCUCUGAACCAGUUACUGAGAAGCACACUACUUCCGGAGAAGAUGAUCAGUAUGUCUAUGGCGCUAGUGCCAUGCAAGGCUGGCGGAUAUCGAUGGAGGAUGCCCACACCACGUUGCUGAAGUUGACCAGCACUCCCAACAGGACUGCCUUUUUUGCGGUUUUUGAUGGACACGGAGGCCAAAACGUAUCAAAGUAUUGCGAGAGUCAUUUACACAAGGUUAUUGCUGGUACUGAGGAGUUCAAAAAUAUGGAUUAUGAGGGUGCUUUAAAAACUGGAUUUCUUAGUACUGACAUGAAGUUAAGAAAUGAUCCCAGCCAUGCUAAUGAACCAUCUGGUGCAACUUCAGUUGCAGCCAUCAUCACCGACUCGAAAAUUUAUGUUGGAAAUGCAGGAGAUUCACGGGCUGUAUUGUGCACUACUUUGGGCCAAGCAGAACCUCUCUCAUUUGAUCACAAACCUAAAAAUCCUUUGGAACUAGAGAGAAUUGUUGCAGCUGGCGGGUUUGUUGAUUGUGGACGUGUCAAUGGCAAUCUUGCACUUUCUCGUGCUAUUGGCGACUUUGAGUUUAAACAAUCCACAGAUUUGCCUGCAGAAAGGCAAAUUGUCACUGCUUUUCCUGAUGUGAUGGAAUGGACUUUAAGGGAUUCUGACGAGUUUUUAGUAUUGGCUUGCGAUGGAAUUUGGGAUUGUAUGACAAAUCAAGAUGUGGUUGAUUUUAUAUCAAGCAAGAUUGUUGAAAAGCAUGAACUAGGAACCAUUUGUGAGAUGCUUAUGGAUCACUGUCUUGGGCCAGAUCCCGUAAUAUAUGAAGUUGGAUUUGAUAACAUGACCGUUGUGAUCGUUGCUCUCCUGCGCGGGCGAACAAAAGAGGCCUGGUGUGAUGCUGUUUCAAAACGUGUCGAGGCCCAAGGUGGAAUCCGUCCACGCAGUUUGAUUUCCAGACAACCUGUUGCCGACACUGUUCCUGCCGAAGGUGUUAAUUAAGGAAUAUUUUAUGCUAUUCCAUUGAUUUGGUUUUAAAAAUAAGAUUUUUAUAAAUCGUUAUUCAUAAAGGCUUGUAAAUCAUUUC
Batrachochytrium dendrobatidis JAM81 is the source of this 1667-nucleotide messenger RNA. RefSeq lists its product as uncharacterized. Gene Ontology annotation, biological process: protein dephosphorylation. Lineage: Eukaryota; Fungi; Chytridiomycota; Chytridiomycetes; Rhizophydiales. The coding region runs from base 584 to 1582 and encodes 332 amino acids. Gene Ontology annotation, molecular function: protein serine/threonine phosphatase activity; cation binding. The record is from RefSeq and is a predicted model, not a curated record. The transcript is spliced from 6 exons.